Coniophora puteana RWD-64-598 SS2 is the source of this 1767-nucleotide messenger RNA. RefSeq names its product ARM repeat-containing protein. The transcript is spliced from 8 exons. Gene Ontology annotation, cellular component: protein phosphatase type 2A complex; cytoplasm. The coding region runs from base 1 to 1767 and encodes 588 amino acids. Lineage: Eukaryota; Fungi; Basidiomycota; Agaricomycetes; Boletales; Coniophoraceae. Gene Ontology annotation, biological process: protein dephosphorylation. The record is from RefSeq and is a predicted model, not a curated record. Gene Ontology annotation, molecular function: protein phosphatase regulator activity; protein binding.
AUGGAAGAUAUCGCGCCGAUUGCUGUCCUCAUGGACGAACUUCGCUCAGAGGACGUCCAACUACGUUUGAACGCCAUCCACAGCAUCCCCACUAUCGCGCUUGCCCUUGGCCCUGAUCGGGCGAGGGAAGAGCUCGUAGCUUUCUUGCAAGACUCUGUCGACGAUGAGGACGAGGUUCUUCUAGCACUUGCGGAAGAGCUGGGCAGAAACUUCGAUGAGUACAUCGGUGGACCUCAGCACGCUCAUGUGCUUCUCGGUCCAUUGGAGAAUCUGUCCGCUGUUGAAGAGACGCUCGUCAGAGAAAAGGCGGCAGAAUCCAUUGCCAAAAUCUCCGAAGUGCUAUCUUCUGCCCAGGUCGAACAGUUCUACAUUCCCUUGUUGAAGCGCCUCUCGCAAGGAGAAUGGUUUACGUCCCGCACUUCCUCCGCUGCACUAUACCCAUCUGUGUAUGCCAAAGUCUCUCCAGCUCUGCAAGAAGAGUUACGCAACGGGUACGCGGCACUGGGGUCUGAUGACACCCCUAUGGUGCGGCGUGCUGCAGCAAAAUGGUUGGGGUCCCUCGUCAAGCAACUGUCCAAGCAACACGUAUUAUCGGAUGGUUUGCCAAUUUAUCGCAGACUUCAAUCGGACGAUCAAGACUCCGUUCGCUUGCUGACAGUGGAAGACCUUAUUGUGAUUGCCGAGCGCUUGACCCCUGCGGAGGUGAAGGAGCAGCUCCUCAAGCAGAUCAGGCAUAGUAUAGCCGAUAAGAGCUGGAGAGUUCGCUACAUGGCUGCUAUGCACUUCAACGAGCUGGCCGAAGCAGUAAAGAUUGAGCUUGUUAGAGAGGAGCUCAUUGGACAGUAUGUGCAACUUCUGAAAGACAACGAGGCCGAGGUCAGAACCGCAGCUGCAGGACAAAUACCCGGCUUUUCAAAGAUGCUUGACAAAGAAGUGAUAUUAGCUCGCAUCGUUCCUUGUGUGCGGGAUCUCUCCCAUGAUGCAUCGCAGCACGUCCGAGCUGCUCUGGCCAACCAGAUUAGUGGCUUGGCUCCACUUCUCGGAAAAGAAUCAACCAUCGAACACUUGUUACCCUUGUUCCUGCACCUCUUGAAGGACGAAUUCUCCGAGGUUCGUUUGAAUAUCAUCAGCAAGCUAGAGACGGUGAACUCCGUGAUUGGUAUCGAGCUUUUAUCGGAUAGCUUACUCCCUGCUAUCGUUGAGCUGGCCGAAGAUAAAUCUUGGCGUGUACGACAGGCUAUUAUCGAAUAUAUCCCUCUUCUGGCCACGCAGCUGGGAAAACCACUAUUUGACGAGCAGCUGGGAAACCUUUGCAUGUCUUGGUUGGGUGACACAGUCUUCAGCAUUCGCGAGGCGGCAACUGUCAACCUCAAGAAGCUAACAGAGGCUUUCGGUGUCGAGUGGGCGAGGGUUGCCAUUGUCCCAAAGGUCAUGGGGAUGGGCCAGCACCCAAACUAUCUAUACCGAAUGACCACUGUACAAGCCAUCACGGUUAUCUCUCCUUCUCUGGAUUUAGCCGUGAUCCAGAGUGACAUCAUUGGACCAUUACUUCAGCUAGCAGCAGAUCCGAUCCCAAAUAUCCGCUUCAACGUAGCCAAAGCCUUGGAAACGUUAGCUACCACUUUUGGUAGCUCUCCCGAGGGCCAACAGAUUGUCCAAUCUAAGAUAAUACCUGCGUUGGAGCAGCAAAAGACCGAUUCUGACGCCGAUGUACGCUACUUCUCUUCCAGGGCGCUGUCGAAAGCAACGUCCGUAGUGGGUGCGUGA